Fusarium verticillioides 7600 is the source of this 3978-nucleotide messenger RNA. RefSeq lists its product as hypothetical. The transcript is spliced from 3 exons. Gene Ontology annotation, molecular function: metalloexopeptidase activity. The coding region runs from base 946 to 3609 and encodes 887 amino acids. Lineage: Eukaryota; Fungi; Ascomycota; Sordariomycetes; Hypocreales; Nectriaceae. The record is from RefSeq and is a predicted model, not a curated record. Gene Ontology annotation, biological process: proteolysis.
AAGCAACGCAAUCAGCAUGGAACAGUUGCCUCACCUCAUCUUGGCUCAUCAAGUUCUACAAACUUCAUCUCGUUUCGGUACUCGACGAUAUCUUCGAUUUUUGGUGCACUCGAGUGAGGUGACUAGGACACGCUGAGGAAGUCGCGUUCUUGAGGUGUCUUGUGCAGUGCCUUCUUGUUUCAUUUUCAUGACGAGGGUCAUCUGACUCUUCCCUUCUGUCUCGUACUCUCUCCCCUCAACUACCUUGUCUUGUCUUAUCUUCCAUCUUCUUGGUUCUUUUCUUUCGUGAUUCUCAGCCUCUGCACUACUGCGCGCUGAUUCGAGACCUGACCAUGACCCUACAACUUUAAUUGUCAUAUACUUUUCACCUAGAGUUUUUUCCAUUCUGCGACGCACUGACGUAGGCGCGUCACCUAGGAUUACCUCAGGUCCAAUUCAAACCAAAUCAUCAUCUCAUCAUGAGGGCUAAGAACCCUCUUGCCUUCCGGCCAGGGCCUGUGUCCUUCUGGACGACUGUUAUAUAUCUCGCUCUUUUCAUUCCUCUCAUCUGGAUUCACGAAACUGUUCCUUCGGCUCCGGCUGAUCGGUCGCUGUAUCAGGGUUUCAAUUUGACCGAGGCAUGGCUCGACCUACAAACCAUUACUCGCGCCUAUCAUCCCUACAACAGUCACGAAAAUGACCGAGUACGCGAAUUCAUCAUUAACCGCACCCAGGAGAUCCUCGAUCGCAAUGAUAUGUCGUAUACCACUGAAACUAUUGGUGGUGUAGUUUGGCACUCGAGGUCAGUCUCUGUCGCGAUCUCAUACGCAUAUCGUUAACACGAGUAGAACAUCUUCUCUGGAGAACCAAGAUUCGCUUGUAUCAUCUCAGGGUAAGCCUCGUGGAGCAACACUCUUCGAUGACAGAACUUCCAACGUUUCCUGGACUUACAACACUGCUCGGCGCAUGGGCUCCAACAUUUCCAAGGGAACGUGGUUGGGACAGUACUUUGAGGGCAACAACUACUAUGUCUACAUCCACGGCAAAAACGACCCCGAGGGUGAAUGGUGGCGUGAUGAAUCCAAGUACAAGAAGUUCCGUGGCGAGGGCGGUGUUCUUGUCAAUUGCCACUUUGAUUCCGUUUCCACUGGAUUUGGUGCCACCGACGAUGGUAUGUCCUGCGUGUCGAUGCUCCAGCUCUUGAGCUACUUUACACUCAAAGGACGUCAACCCAAGAACGGCAUCGUUCUCCUCUUCAACAACGCCGAAGAGGAUGGACUUCUUGGCGCUAGAGCCUUUGGCUACAGUCCCUUGUUGCCAUUCAUUCACACAUUCGUCAACCUUGAAGGCGCAGGAGCUGGAGGCCGGGCGCUGCUUUUCCGUACCACUGACUUGCAGGCUGCAAAGGCCUACUCCAAGAGCCCUCAUCCGUUAGGAUCCGUUGUUGCUGCUAAUGCUUUCGAAAGAGGUGUGAUCAAAAGCGCAACCGAUUACGAGAUCUUUGCAGAUGCCUAUGGACAAAGGGGACUCGACAUUGCUUUCUAUGAGCCUCGCGCUCGGUACCAUACCAACCAGGACGAUACACGGCACACGUCUGUUAACAGCAUUUGGCACAUGCUCUCAGCUGCUCUCGCGUCGACUGAGCACCUGUCGAAGACGACUGGUACCAUCUUCAACGGCGAUCGUUCCGAUGGCAACUCUGAUCUUGUCCAGAACGGCAAGCAAGCUGAGGGUGUCUGGUUCGAUAUCUUUGGUGCUGCGUGGGCCGUGUUCGCGCUUAGAGGACUCUUUGCAUGGUCUCUAACACUUCUCGUCGCCACGCCACUGAUCCUCAUUGCCUUCACGUACAUCCUGGCUCGCAAGGAUAAAUACUACUACUUUUCUAGAGACAUCAAGAUGCAUCACGACAUUAACGAUGACCCGGUGGUGCUGGGCGGCUGGAAGGGGUUCUUCCGCUUUCCAUUUGCCCUCGCUUUUGCUGGAGCACUAACUAUCGCAUCGACUCUUCUGAUUGCUAAGUUCAAUCCGCUGAUUAUUUACAGCAGCGGUUACGCUGUGUGGUCUAUGACUCUCUCCAUCUUUUACUUCUCGUUCUGGCUCAUCAUGCGUGGAGCCAGUUUUGUUCGUCCCAGCGCACUUCAUCGUGGCUUCGUUUUGAUGUGGCUCUUUGCCCUUGGCUGGGGUGUACAGGUUGUGUGUGCUGUGGCAGAGGACCGUAUGCAUAUUGGUGCCCUUUACGCAACCGUUUUCUUCCAGUCAGCCAUCUUUCUUGCUCUGUUCAUUUCUCUUUUGGAGCAGUUCGCGUUGCUUGGGAAGCACGACUUUGCAAUGCAGCUUCACGACGCACAUCAGGCGCGUGAUGUUUCUAGCCGCGAUGACGAGCAUGAAUCGAGACCUCAGACAGAGAGCGGAUCUGCUCACGCUGAGGCGGAUGAUAACGAGGACGGAUCUGAGGAUGCUACCGAGACUACGCCACUUAGAUCCGGUGAAUCAGGAUACGGGUCCAACGCCCCGACCUCGUUUGCCAACACAUAUCGCCGUUCGGUUGCUGAGAACUCGCCCUCUCCGCCUAGUAUGCGACGAUACCAGCCUUUCGAGCAUGAGCAGAGUUGGUCUGGACGCCUUCCUACGUGGACUUGGAUUCUCCAGUUCCUCUUUCUGGCUCCGGUUCCCGUGAUCCUGUUUGGAAAUAUUGGCCUGGUUGUCAUGUCUGCUACCCAGAUGACAGGUACCGACGGGGGUAGCCUCCUUGUUCCCGUCUUGUCAUUGGGUAUUUUGAGCAUUUUCUUGUUGCUCCCACUCACACCUUUCAUCCACCGUGUAACUCACCAUAUUCCGUUGUUCCUCUUGUGUGUUUUCGCCGGCACCUUUAUCUACAACCUGGUCGCAUUCCCAUUCUCCGAUAGUAACCGUUUCAAGUUUUACUUCCAAGAAGUCAUCGACCUAGAUAAUGGUACCAACACAGUGUCCAUCGUAGGACUCGAGGAUUAUGCGCGAUCCGUCAUCAGCACCCUACCGAGCACUUUGGGUCAAGAGAUCAAGUGUCAGCCAGCUGUUGGACGAGAUCUAGCAGACUGUCAAUACGAUGCCUCGUCGUUGGCGCCCAGACUGUACAGGAAUAAGACUCCUGAUGAUUUGAUCUCAGUUGAGACGAUAUAUGGCAGCGAUGGAAGCAAAGCACGACUUCGAAUCGAUGCCAUUGACUCAAGGCUUUGCUAUGUUCGCACAUCACGACCCAUCUAUGGAUUCGCCGUGGAUGGUGCAAGCCCAAGAGAUCCUCGCUUCGGAAAGUUCCCCUCGGAGGGUUUCAGCAGCGUCCAGCUCUGGCGCCGUGAUCGAGAUCGACCUUGGACAUUGAACUUGUAUCUGAAUGAGCGAAAUGCUCUUGCUGCAUCAGAGGACUCGGCUCAAAAGGAAAUCGAGUCCCAGGACGAUCACGAGCUAAGAGUGCGGUCAGCGGAACCAGCAGCUGAUCGUCUCGAAAUCACUGUCAGUUGUGCUUACAGUGAUGCCAACACGCCUGGAACAAUCCCUGCUCUUGACGAGCUUCUCAAGUACAUGCCGACUUGGGCGGCAGUCACCAAGAAGAAUGUUGGACUCGUAGAAGUUCGCAAGACUCAUAAAGUCUGAGGAGGAUAGAUAGUACACGAGCAUGACCGGAACCUGCAAGAUUUGGCUGAAGCAUUUCUAGAGUGGCUCCUGAGUACGGCUUCAAGGCAUGGUGCUAGCCAUGGGUGGAGUUUGGGACUGAUAUGGUGCAUUGGUUUGGUUUGGCUUGGCCUAUUGUUUAAUGAUUGAGUAACCUGAGUGCCGUAACGAAUAUGACUGUUGAAUAUGCUUAAUGGUCUGAAAGGUGUGUGAGCGGGAUCUGGUGCAACAAUGCCACGAUGAACAUCUUUUGACGCCUGGCCUAGCCAGAUACCUAGACUAGAAGCUAUCUCCAGAUGAAUAUAUAUGUACGAAGAAUUGAACAAAAGUUAAACCAAGGCUGUGGAAAGG